Ipomoea nil (Japanese morning glory) is the source of this 2714-nucleotide messenger RNA. RefSeq names its product boron transporter 1-like. The transcript has 12 exons. The record is from RefSeq and is a predicted model, not a curated record. The coding region runs from base 219 to 2399 and encodes 726 amino acids. Gene Ontology annotation, molecular function: solute:inorganic anion antiporter activity. Lineage: Eukaryota; Viridiplantae; Streptophyta; Magnoliopsida; Solanales; Convolvulaceae. Gene Ontology annotation, cellular component: plasma membrane. Gene Ontology annotation, biological process: monoatomic anion transport; monoatomic ion homeostasis; transmembrane transport.
UCAUUAAUAGUAGUGUAUUCAUCAUAUCGACUCUAGCUGCAGCUAUGAGCUGUGUUGUUGGGUGAAAUCACUACUGUAGUAUUCUUUUUCUGAAAUUGAAAAAGAAAGGAGAAAAUUACUUUGAGCCCGGCGGGCCGGCCGGCCUAGCAAAUCUCUCGAUCCGACGACGACCGAGCAUACAAUACGUAGGAGUAGCAAGCAAGUGCAGUUGUAGUCUCAUGGAAGAGACGUUUGUACCUUUUCGUGGGAUCAGUAAUGACCUUCGUGGAAGACUACUGUGUUACAAGCAAGAUUGGAGCGGUGGAUUCCGUGCUGGCUUAAGGAUCUUGGCUCCGACCACCUACAUAUUCUUUGCAUCAGCAAUCCCGGUCAUCUCUUUUGGCGAACAGCUCGAGAGGAAUACUGAUGGAGUUCUUACUGCUGUUCAAACGUUGGCGUCAACUGCAAUUUGUGGCAUUAUCCACUCCAUCAUCGGAGGUCAGCCUCUGUUGAUAUUGGGAGUGGCGGAGCCUACUGUUAUCAUGUAUACAUUCAUGUUUACUUUUGCCAAACAAAGACCAGAUUUGGGGCGUGAUCUCUUCCUUGCAUGGACUGGAUGGGUAUGUGUGUGGACUGCAGCUUUGCUCUUCCUGUUGGCUAUUUUAGGAGCUUGCUCAAUUAUUAACAGGUUUACUCGCCUGGCUGGAGAGCUGUUUGGGAUGCUUAUUGCCAUGCUUUUCAUGCAGCAAGCUAUCAAAGGACUUGUGGAUGAGUUCCGCAUUCCUAAACGAGAAAACCCCAAUUCAACUCAGUUCAUGCCUUCAUGGAGAUUUGCCAAUGGAAUGUUUGCCUUGGUUCUGUCAUUUGGUCUGCUUCUAACUGCAUUAAGAAGCCGAAAAGCAAGGUCAUGGAGAUAUGGAACUGGUUGGCUUAGAAGCCUAAUAGCUGACUAUGGAGUUCCAAUUAUGGUGCUAGUUUGGACAGGGGUAUCCUACAUACCAUCUCAAAGUGUCCCAGAAGGGAUUCCACGGCGCCUCUUCAGCCCAAAUCCUUGGUCACCCGGUGCAUACGGGAAUUGGACUGUUAUUAAGGACAUGUUAAAUGUGCCUAUUAUCUACAUAUUUGGAGCUUUUGUUCCCGCAACGAUGAUUGCAGUACUGUACUAUUUUGACCACAGUGUGGCCUCUCAACUAGCUCAGCAGAAAGAUUUCAAUCUGAGAAAGCCACCUUCUUUUCAUUAUGACCUGCUUCUAUUGGGUUUUUUGACUCUGAUGUGUGGUCUUAUUGGUAUCCCUCCAUCAAAUGGUGUAAUCCCGCAAUCUCCAAUGCAUACUAAAAGUUUGGCUACUCUUAAACACCAAUUGCUUCGGAACCGACUUGUUGCCACAGCACGCCAAAGUUUGAAGAACAACUCAAGCCUGGCACAAUUGUAUGGAAAUAUGCAAGAAGCUUAUCAAUGGAUGCAAACUCCGUUAAUCUAUCAGCAAUCAUCAACAGGGCUAAAAGAGAUGAAAGAAUCAACGAUUCAAUUGGCAUCAAGCUCUGGACACAUUGAUGCACCAGUUGACGAAACACAUUUUGACAUUGAGAAGGAAAUUGAUGAUCUGUUGCCAGUAGAGGUGAAAGAACAGCGGUUGAGUAACCUGCUUCAGGCCACAAUGGUGGGUGCGUGUGUUGCUGCAAUGCCUGUGUUAAGAAUGAUUCCAACCUCGGUGUUGUGGGGAUAUUUUGCUUUUAUGGCCAUUGAAAGUCUACCAGGCAAUCAAUUUUGGGAGAGGAUCUUACUGCUCUUCACUGCACCUAGCAGAAGAUACAAGGUUUUGGAGAACUACCAUGCAAGUUUUGUGGAGACUGUGCCUUUCAAGGCAAUUGCAACAUUUACAAUAUUUCAGACACUGUACUUGCUUGCUUGUUUUGGGAUAACCUGGGUUCCAAUUGCUGGGCUCCUUUUCCCAUUGCUCAUUAUGCUUUUGGUUCCGGUACGACAGUACAUAUUGCCCAAGUUCUUCAAAAGCGUACACCUUCAGGAUUUGGAUGCAGCUGACUAUGAAGAGGCACCGGCCACUGCGCCAUUCAACCUUCCCACGGAGGACGAAGUGGGCACGAGAGCUUCGUAUGCUGGGAGUGGAGAGAUUUUAGAUGAGAUUAUUACGAGAAGCCGUGGUGAGAUCAAGCAUAUAAGCAGUCCCAAGGUAAGUAGUUCAACAGCAACGCCAGCAAGAGACGCAAAUCUGCUUCAGAGCCCACGGUUAUCAGGGAGAGCAUAUAGUCCCCAGAUUAGCAGAGUGAGAGGAGAGCAAAGUCCACUUUCUGGGAAGAAAGGAGGUUUCAGCCCAAGAACAGGAGAAGUUACGAGACAAUCUAAUUUGGGGGGAUCAGGACUCAGUCCUACUAGUAAAUCCUGUUCAAAUGGUCAGUGAAAUUAAAGAAAGAUUCAGAUGGCUGCAACUGGCCGGAUCCAUGCAUGUAUGUUUAAAAUGACUUAUUAGUUUGUUUCAAUUUGCUGUAAUGAGUGUGAUGAUGUAAAAUCUCUUGAGAGUACGUAAGUGCACCUGUAACAUUACAUUACAUUACAUUAGCUCUUUCCUUAGCUUAAUUGUAAGAAGUUUGUAAUAAUCCUAUCCUCCUAGCUACAACUGCAGCCUGCAGGUACUAUAUUGUACUGCUUCUUGUCUUCUAUGCUUAUUAUAGUGUUCAGUUCAAGGGUGUAAUGGAUUUCAAGUGUUCCCUGAUUA